ACUGUGCUGCUCUUGGUUUCAUAGAGCCCUGUUGGUCCAACUCCGGACAACUUGAUGAUAGCGGUUUUGGUGGGAGCCUGUUGCGUGUGGCAUGGGCACUGGGGAUUAUAUCUGUGUUACGGUGCACGGAGGCGCGCCCUGGGGCUUCAGUCUCCGCGAGGGAGAGGGGGAUGCCUACCGACGUUUGCAGGUUUAUCAGGUGGAAGAGGGCGGUCAUGCGUCCUUGGCCGGGAUCUGCGAGGGGGACGAGGUGGUGUCGCUGAAUGGAGAACCUUGCGGUGAGCUUUCCCUCCCAAAAGCAAAUGCUCUCAUUGACGCCUCCGUCAACUGCCUGCAACUACUGGUCAAAAGAUGGCGCACCCUAUCCCCUGAGGAUUUUAAUUCAGAGACCUACUUUGGCACAAGGGAGUCCUCUGGUGAGGCUUUGGAAAGCACCACCCUCCGCAUCCUGUCCCCUGGCAGGUCCCAACCACCCAGGGAGCUCUACAUCGCUGAUUCCCAGGACGAGGCCUACUAUGGGGAGACGGAGAGUGACACGGAGGCCCACGGAGGGAUCCAUCUAGUCCGCACCCAGCUCUGCGUACCUGCACCUGAGGAGUGCCAGUUCCGCAGAGGAGGGGACAAAGGUCGAGAGGGACGCCAGGGGGGGAGUUUCUCCCCUGGGGCAAUGGUGGAGCUACAGUUGUCCCUCGCCGAACACACCCUGGAGGAUCCCGUCUGCACCUCCCUGGGGAGUGCUCUUGGAAUAGAGGGGGAGAUUCAGGUGAGAGAGGCCCUCAAGAACGAGGCCCUCCUUCACACCACCACCCACUCGCUCUACGUCCCUGGCCCAGCUAGGGAGCCCCUGAGUCAUCAUGGAGUGGUGCUGAGCUCCCCCUCUCUGCUGGGCCAGGUGGAAGUCACCCUGCAGCACCCAGCAGCCGGGAGGGGCUCUCCUCGCCUGGUAGAGGGGGUGGUCGUCUAUGGGGCCAGUGCAAGUGUUGGUGGAGCCCCUGAGGAGGAAGGAGGAGGGCAAAGCCAGGGAGCUCCCGCCUCCUUCACCGUCUCCUUUGGAAUUCCCGCAGAGGGGGCGGAACCAGCAGAGGAGCGAGACUCAGAUUCAGAGAAGGACCUUGAGAAACCUAACAAGCACCGGGCCAAGCAUGCCAGGCUCAGGCGCAGUGAGAGCCUGUCAGACAAGCAGGUGAAGGAGGCCAAGUCUAAAUGUAAGCGCAUUGCUAUCCUUCUGAACGCUGAAGCUCCCAACCCCAACAACAAGGGGGUGUUGAUGUUCAAGAGGCAUCGACAGAGGGCCAAGAAGUACACACUUGUCAGCUACGGCACCGGUGAGAGUGAACCAGAGUACGAGGUCGACGACAGCGACGAGGAAGACUACGACGAAAAAGACGCCAGAGCGAUCAAAUUCACCCUCGUAGCCACCACCAGCGGAUCAGAGCUUGAGGAGGACUUUAUCACUAAUGCCCAGGGCGGUGGCAGAGUGCUAACCUUCGACUGGGACACAGGACUACUCGAGAUCGAGCGCAAGCUCAACUCCGGAGAGGAGAUGGAGCAACUGCCCAACACCACGGGAAAGGGGGCCACAAUGUUCGCCCAGCGCCGCCAGCGCAUGGAUGAGAUCGUUGGCGAACAUGACGAGAUGAGGCGCCAGGGGAUUCCUGUGGAGGGUGUACAGGAGGUGGAGAAGCAUGCGGCCUACCAGCAGAUGGAGGAGCACUCGUACAUGCAGGCCACCACAGAGAGGCAGGCCUACAUGAACUUUAGCGUGCACCAGAAGCAGCAGCAACAGUAUCAGAAGUACCAAGAGCAGCAGUACUAUGAGCAGCAGCAACAACAACAGUGUGAGCAGCAGCAAUACCAGCAGCAACAACAACAGUACGAGCAGCAGCAGUACCAUCAUCAACAUCAUCAACAGCAGCAGCACCACCAGCAGCAAGAGUACCAACAGCAGCAGCACAUUCAGCAGUACUCGUCUAACAUGAAUGGCAUGGCCAACCAUCAAACAAAUGAAAUGCAGAGUUCCGUGAGCAAUCAAACUGCCCAACCCUUCUCAUUACAAAACCGGAUGCCCACCCUGUUUUCUCCCCCAGUGAGUGGGAACAACCAAGAGAUGAUGGGUCAGGGGGAGCAGAUUGCCUCACGCGACGAGCGCAUUUCGAUGCCGGCAAUCAAGUCUGGGAUCUUGCAGGACACAAGGAACAGGUUCAAGGGCAAGCCAAUGUUCAAUUUCAAACAAGCACCCAAAGUGUCACCCAACCCCGAGCUUCUGAAUCUCCUCAACAGGAGUGACAAGAAGUUGGAUUUCGAGUCAUGCACGGAAGAGGACUACCUUAGCUUGGGAGCUGAGGCUUGCAACUUCCUCCAGUCACCAAGGGUCAAGCAUAAGACGCCUCCACCAGUCGCUCCCAAGCCCAUCAUUAACCCCAACUCUCCACCCUGGUCCCCUCAGCCUGAGCUGGCCAACCAGGAGUUGCCACUGCAUGCUGAAAAUAGCGUCCCUGCACCUGCUGCAGCCCCCAAGACUGAGUCCGCUCCAGAACUGGCCCCAGAGCCCUCCCCCCCUCUUGCCCCCCAGGAAGCUCCUGUUCCUGCCAAGCCCCCCUCUCCAGACAAACACACAUGGAGUCCCCCAGGGUCCCAGGCACAGCAGCAGCAGCCCCAGCAAGCGCCAGCUUGGGGAGGAAAUGGUCCUUCACCAACUCAGCCUCAUUCGCAACCCGAGCCUCAAGUGAGUUCCUGGGCUCCGUCACUAACACAGGCAUCACAGCAGCCACUUGUGAGUACUUGGCCACCUGCUGAAAUUAAGCACCAGGCUCCAGCUCCAAGUCAGUCCCCACCACAGCUCCCUUGGGUGACUCCCCAACCACCUCCUCCUCAGCCUCAGCCACCCAUGAAUUCUUGGGCUAUAGCGCCUGCCCAGUCACAACUCCAAUGGGUUCAACCUCAAGAACAAGCACAGCAACAGCCCCAGGCACCUUGGGCUCAAAAACCUCAGCCUCAGUCUCCAGAACAGGCUUGGCCCCAGGUCCAGCCUCAGCAACCUUGGGUGUCAUCACCUCAGCCUCCAAUGAAUGCAUGGACACCACCACAGAGCCAGGCCCAGCCACAACAGCCACCUUGGGCCCAACGAGCUCAACUCCAGCUCCAACAUCCAGCUCAGCCCCAACCCCCUAUGAAUGCAUGGGCCCCAGCACCUGCUCAGGCUCAGGUCCAGCCUCCAUGGGCCCAGCAACUUCAAGAGCAAGAACAGCCACACAUGAAUGCCUGGGCCCCAGAUCAGAAUCAAGCCCAGCCACAGCCACCUUGGGUCCAACCAUCUUCAACCCAAUCCCCACCCCAGCAAAACUGGCAACAACCACCUCCACAGCAGGCACCCUUACAGCCACCUAUGAAUGCAUGGGCCCCAGCUCAGGCACAGCCUCAGACACACACAAGUACCUGGGCCCCACAACCACAGCAAGCCCCACUGAAUACUCAGACCCGGAUGGACAGAGUGUGUCAACCUUCUCCGAAACCUUGGAAUGCUCCACAAAGUGCUCCCUGUUCUACUCCUACACCUCCCCCACAGCGAAUUAACUCUUACACACUUGGAGAAAGGUCAUCGUCACCCGUCAUCAAUCCAAUGGCCAGCGUUUUGGCACCAGUAGGAGGAAUGGGCUCGGCUUUGACGAUGCCGGCUGUUAGGGGGAAAGGAGCCGAUUUGUUCGCCAAGAGGCAGUCUCGUAUGGAGAAGUAUGUCGUGGAUUCGGACACUGUGCUGGCAGCCACUGCACAGGCAGCUCAGCAAGCCCAGGCAGCCACUGCGCAGGCAAACAAGGCAAGGCCCACGUCGCCCUCUCCCUCCGUACCUCAUCCGUGGAAAUAUUCACCCAAUUGCAGAGCUCCCCCUACAUCAAAUUACAACCCCAUACAGUCCCCUUCCUACCCACCAGGGGCCAUUAAGCAACCCCCUCCAUCUAGCCCUGCGGUUAAAGCAAAGAAAGGGAAAGGCAAACCUGCCUGCAAACCCCUUGCCGUUAUAGAUGUCAUGAAACAUCAGCCUUAUCAGCUCAAUGCCUCCCUCUUUACUUAUGGCCCAGCAGUGGAGGCUGCCGAGGCUGCCAAGGCCGCCGCACCAAAGCCUGCCCCAGUCCCUCCAAACCAAAACCAACCAAUAAGAUAUGAGCAAGCUGCCCCUGUCCAGCCGGCUGGACAAAUGAAUGCUCCCUAUCCACAGCAGCCCUACGGGAUUCCCCCUCAACCAUCCAUGCAUGAUAGUCCAUACCAUCCAGCCUCACCUAAUGCUUACCAGCCAUCUAACAAUAGCUACCAGCAGGUUCCUGUUGGCCCUUACCAACAUCCAUAUAAUCCCUCUUACAAACAAGCCCCUCCAGCCCCUUAUCAACCCCAGCAGCAAGCUCAAAACCCUUCUUACCAACCAGCCCAUAGCCCCCCCUACCAAGCAGCACCCCAAGCCCCAUAUCAGCCACUACCUCCCAGUACCUACGUGGUGCCCAGCUUUCCCAUAGCGGCAAAGUCUGAGUCCAUCUCUGGGGGCAGCACCGCUCCAAAGCCCAGGUUCAUGGCCAAAAAGAGUUCAGCCCAGGUGUGGAAGCCAGCAGCUGUGGGGAAAGAGUGAUUCUGAUAGCAUAAUUAAGUGAUCUUUGCUUAAAAGAACAUUAGAUCUAGUUACAACAUAUAGCACAGUACAUUCAUUUAAAUGCAAUAUAUUCCUAGAAAGCUUUUAAGAUGCCUUUUCAACAUUUUAUAGCCAACAUCUUUUUUUUAAUAAAUGAUAGAAUUUAAAAAAGGCCCGAUGCAGCUGUUUUGAUCUCAAUAUCAAAUCAUUUCUGUGUAAGAAUUAAGUACCUUACUGUUUUAUUUUUUAAUAAAAAAUGGUCAAAAACAAACUAAUUGCGUCUUAGCAAAGAGCAAUUUCUCAAGCAAGAAUUUUGCUAGGACUGUCUGGGAGUGGUCUAAGUGAGGGGCCUAAUUGAACAAGCCUAAUGGGAGGGUUACAUAACCUGAAAACUAGAUGUUAUUGGCAGAGAGGUUUGAAACUCUUUGUUAUUAUUAACUUAUACUGCCUGGUGAUGUCGGCAGGCAGGCCAAAACACCAUCCCACCAAAAUUUCAGGCUCUUACACUAAAAUUGUAAUAAUUUUCACAAUUCCCCAGUAUUAUUCCAACCUCAUACUGUUGAAAUAUAUAAAUAAAUAAAACACAGGAUAUUCACAUUUUUGACUGCACUGGGCCUUUAAUAUAUAAAGUUUGGAUGUAUUUUUCCACCUGCUAUGCAUUCACUCUUUACUCGUAUACAACUAUAUAAUAUCUUGGUUUUUCAAGCAAAGCUUUUCAAUGUUAGUUUCUUUGCAAUAUUGCAACGCACAAUACAUAGAAAAUUUAAUAUGAUAUUGGUAUAUCUUAAUUAUGUAAGCCCAAAAAUGAUAAAAUGUAGUUUUUCAGGAAAUCCACAAAAUGCAUUCAAUAGACUUAUGACGUGAAUCAGUGGAGCCUGUGAGCAGGCAUUGCCAGAAUGUGAGCGAGGAUAAUAGCCAGCAGGAAUUCAGAGUAACAGGUGAGAAAGUUAAAAUUGGGAAAGGAGAGAAGCUUGAAAGGGAAUUUAAGAAGAGGUUGGAGUACUAAGGCGGUGUGUGAGCCAGUGACAAGUUUGAUAAGAUCUUCUGCAAUAUCAACAGUGUAUUUGUUAGCUGUUAAGAUGUGCAAUAAUUUGUCAAAAUUGACCUUGAAUGAACGGAGAAAAUUAUAAGUAGCGACUAAGAGGAGGUUUAAGACAUCGAGAGCUUGGGACUAUAAGGCUCGAUCUGCAAAAAGACGAUUCUGAGAUAAUUGGCUGUACAGUUUCAAACCCUCAUUGGUUUGAAUGGUGUCAGCAAUUUAUUAUUUUAAGUGUAACAACAUGAAUUGGGGUAUUUAGAGUACUUUAUAGGUAGAGAACAUUGAACAGAACAAGACUGUCAAUAACUAAAUUUAGACAAAAAUGUAGAUAGAACCUUAUCGUCCCAAGCUCUCAACAUGGUUAGGGAGACCUGGAGUGGUCAGUGGAAACAUAUUUAGGGUCAGGUUUGAGAGCCGUCUGGCUUCAUUUGACAUGUGUUUUGUAAGUACAGUGACAUUACUUAGAUUUGGUGGAUAUAAUGUUCAUAUGCAAUAGUGAAUAGGAAACAUGGCUACUUCAUUUACCAAACAUUCAUAAAUUGCAUUGCAAAAAGGGAAUGUUUUGUAUUUUAUAAAUUGAAGUAUACAUAAAAGUCUAAUAUUUUUUUGUUAGGGUCCCGUCUCUUGGAGGUGGGAGGUGGAAUGUACUUGCACAAAUGUAAGAUGUAGAUCUCGUACAAUUUCAUUCAGUGUCUUCCAAAAGACCCUGCUUGAAUUGUUUUGGAUUCAUUUUUGAAAUAAUACAGUUAUUGCGUCAUGUUAGGUCCCUAAAUGUAAACUUUUCCAUGUCACAGAUUAUGUGUGUGCGUGAGUGAAAGCUGUUGGUUUGGGAGGAUUAGUGGGCUUGUAUUAUUUCACCAACAUGAAUGGCAGUCGCUCACUAGACCUCCAGCUAUUCUGUCUUUUCUCACUCUUCUAAUGUUUCUGUACACCUGCUUUGGUUUAACAUAAUGCCAAAAAAACAUUAUAAAAGGGAUAUUGAAAUAAGCACAGUUACAGAAAAACCACCCUGUCAUUUGAAUGGUAUACAUUUGUUAGAGUUGCUUUCUUUUGUUCUGUAUGUUGUUUCUUUUUCAUUUUCUUUUUCAUGGUGCACUUUCUGUACGAUUCAUGUCAGUGCCAUUAAAAUGCCUUUUAUCGUUA
Molecule: messenger RNA, 6797 nt
Organism: Salmo salar (Atlantic salmon)
Lineage: Eukaryota; Metazoa; Chordata; Actinopteri; Salmoniformes; Salmonidae
Product: synaptopodin-2
Biological process (GO): positive regulation of actin filament bundle assembly
Cellular component (GO): nucleus; Z disc; actin cytoskeleton
Molecular function (GO): actin binding
Source: RefSeq, a predicted model, not a curated record